CCGGGAGGGAUGUGGCGGCGGGCGGCGGCGGUGGUGGCGGCGGGACGGGGCCUGCGGGGGAUGGCGGGGCGGCGGUGGCGGAGCGGGGCGGGCAGCCCCGACCGCGCCGCUGCCGAGCGGGCCCCGAGGAUCUACACGAGGACGGGAGACUCAGGAUUCUCCAGCACCUUCACUGGGGAGCGGCGGCCGAAGGGCGAUCGGAUCUUCGAGGCCUUGGGAGCCACGGACGAGCUGAGCUCGGCCAUUGGGCUAGCUGGUGAGUUUAGCAGUGAAAAGGGCCACACGUUUGUUGAUCAGCUUCAUAAAAGCUCCAGGUUUGAAAUUGGAGCACAAACCAACCACGAGGGCACAGCAGUGACACAGGUCCUGCCUGGGCAGCCUGUCCAGUGCAUGCUGCAGGAUGUGGGCUCCAACCUCGCCACGCCGCUCUCCUCAGCCAGGGAGGCCCACCGGAAACGAACGUCGUUCAGUGAGAAGCCUGUCCUGGAGCUGGAGCAGUGGAUUGACAGUUACUCAGAGCAGCUCCCUCCCCUCAGAGCCUUCAUCCUGCCUUCUGGAGGCAGGAGCAGUGCUGCUCUCCACUUCUCCCGAGCCGUGUGCCGCAGGGCUGAGAGGUGCGUGGUCCCUUUAGUCCAAGCAGGGGAAGCAGAUCCAAACGUGGCCAAGUAUUUAAACAGGCUCAGUGAUUAUCUCUUUGUCCUGGCACGUUAUGCUGCAAUGAAGGAAGGGAAAGAAGAGAAAAUCUACAUAAAACCUGAGCCAUAGCUGGGAGCUGGAAUGUUUUUUUUCUUGAUCAUGGAAAACUAAAUCCAGUUGACUGCUUUUGUCCAUCAAGGAAGGGAGAGAGAACAAGCCUGGACUGGAAAUGGGAGCUGCCAAGGAUUUCCAUGUGAAAUAACCAGGACCUUGUUGAUAAAUCCUGAGAGGAACAGAAUCACAGAAUAUCCUGAGUUGGAAGAGACCCAAACACACCUGUUGUUCUCUGGGCCUGGUCCACACAUCCCAUGUGGGGAUGGCUCUGGAGUCACUGCUUCUCCCAGGUGGGAGCUGAGGCAGGAGAACGAAUUCCAGUCACAUUUUGGAGAUGCCUUCAUUUCCCUGGGCAGCAGCAGGUGCUAUGGGAAGGCUCUGACAGGACUCUGAGGGAUGAUGAAGGGAAAACAAUCAGCUCCUCCUUUGAAGUCACAGUGCUCAUAUGGAGCAGCAGCUGGAGGCAUUUGGGAAUUGUGUCCACAGCUCUGAAAUAAUAAAUGUGAGUUUCCUUGUACCAAAGGGCCACAAACUGUCACAUUUUAACACUGAGCCCUGUGUGCUUUACUGCUCCAAGUCCCUUCCAAUCCAUCAGCUCUGGCUGGAGCUGAGCUGUACAGAUUUACAGGAAUGCACCAAGAAUUCCUUGGCUCUGGCUGC
Messenger RNA from Oenanthe melanoleuca, 1410 nucleotides. It is a transcript of the gene MMAB, whose product is annotated as metabolism of cobalamin associated B. Lineage: Eukaryota; Metazoa; Chordata; Aves; Passeriformes; Muscicapidae. The transcript has 10 exons. Gene Ontology annotation, molecular function: corrinoid adenosyltransferase activity. The coding region runs from base 10 to 765 and encodes 251 amino acids. The record is from RefSeq and is a predicted model, not a curated record.